AGUUGGCCAAAAUGGACGGCAUUUGUUUGUGUACGUCGGUCGCGGCACAACGUCGUUUCGCUUGCUGCUCGUGUCACAACGGUGAAUUUUACCACCAGAGUUUUCCAUCUGCACUCCAAUCCGCGCUCCAGGUGAAAGAAGGUUGCCUGAAAUUCGGGCAGCUCGGAAGUUUGUCUCACCGUUCAACACCCACGGGGCUGUGAGAGCGUUGGUUUUUCUGCUGAAAGUGCGUAAAUUUUGUGCAUGAGAAAUUGUAAAGUACAGUUAUUCGGUGGAUUUUGCAGCAACGUGUGUGUGCGCGUGUGUGUGAAGUGUGUAUGAGCGAGCGAGAGGCAGAGUGGUGGUGUGGUUGAAUUUUCAAUAACGGAUCGCGCAGGAGGCAAUUUAAGGGUGUGAAAAAUCAAAACCGCGAAUUGAAAGAAAGUAAAAAAAGGUGUAAAUUGUACAGUCUCACAAGCUGUGCCAAAAAGAAAAGGUAGCCCUUACCGUCGGCUCGAUUGUUGUGUGGCGUUCGUUUCGGUGGUUAAAGUUAUUUUGAAGAAGUUUAAGCUUUUUUGUUUUCGGUGUGAAAAGUGAAGCUAAAAACAAAGGAAAACCAAGCAUCUUAUACGAACGAGAAAGUUUGCGUUUUGGUACGAUCAAACAGAAGCGAACCUUCAAUUGUCCCGUCGGCAAACUGAACGUCCUAUCAAAUUGGGGGAAAACAAAUAAUUAAAGUGUAUGGUGGUGUUUUUUAAUUCAACUAAAACAAGUUAAAACCCGUUUUUACACCUCAAAUUACUGAUGCAUUUCAUCUGCGAAAGCAAAGCGUUGUCGUAUGCGUGUGCGUUUAAAUGUCCCACUACCGACGGCAACUGGGAAGAAAGUCAACACGAAGUAAACGUGUAAGUUAAAAACGGGUAACUACGGUGGCGUGAAAAACAGAAAAAGGAAAUUGUUCCCAAAACUCCUCCAGCGAUGGAUAGUUUUCGUGCGACGGCAAGCGAAGUUACCGACGGGAUGAUAUAAACGAUGACACCGCAGGCCAAAAACAGGUUCUCGUGAGCUCGCCAACGCUCCAAAACGGUGCGAUUUUCCUUCUGGCUGGCGAGCCUUUUUGUGUAAGUCGUUGCUGGAGGGUCAGUGCUGCCUGAGCCGGCUGAAAAGCGAAGAGGAAAAGUGUUGUUUGUUUGUUGGCUGGUUGCUGGAAAGUACAAGCGAGUUUCCCCGUGGGAAAAGGAAAUUGUGUCGCUCAGACAGAGAAGAAGCGAGGCGGAAGCGGGCAGUUUUUGGAAAAAAAAAAAAUCAAACAUUACACGCACAGCGUAAACUCCGUCACAAUGUCGGUGCAGGCAAAGAGGCAACACUGCUACCUGUGCGAUCUGCCCCGGAUGCCGUGGGCCAUGAUACACGACUUUUCCGAGGCGGUGUGCCGCGGGUGCGUCAACUACGAGGGGGCCGACCGGAUCGAGCUCGUGCUGGACACGGCCCGCCAGAUGAAGCGCAUCCAUUCGGCCGCCAGCGGUGGCGGGGCGGGCGGUGGCGGCGCCGGCGGUGGCGUUGGCGUUGGCGCUGGCAGCAGCAGCGGCAAGCGGGGCCACGAGAACGGCGAACUGUCACACCGGUCCGUGCCGACGGCCGCCGGUCCACAUCACUACUCCGUCCGGACCGGGCCGAACGGGUCGACGCUGGUCGAUUUCGCGCCCAAGCACGAUCCGCACGACAUUGCGAGCGUGCGGGCGGGCGCCCGGAUGCAGCAGCAUAUGCCGCCGCACCACAUGGCACCGCACGGUGCCGGCCGGCAGCAGGUACCGCCGGCCCUGUCCGUCAAUCUGAAGCGCCCACCGCCGGACGACGACGACCAUCAGAUGGAGGGCCCGACGGGUAGCGCGAAGCGCGGUGCCGGGGACGAUCCGACGGUGGCCAUUCAGCGGCCACCGCUGACGCGGGGCGAAUCGCUACCGGCCGUCCCGUUCGUGCCGGACCGUCAGCCAACGUACAAGGAUAAGCACCCGUUGCGGACCGGUUCGUUCGAUACAUUCAAGCCGCUCGACCAGAAACAACAAAAUGUGGGGAUUUUUGUGAACGCCCCAGUAAUGCCCCGAGUCUAUCCGAACGUGAUACCGAUCGCGCCCGCAUCGAUGGGCGGCGGUGGCGGCGGCGGAGGGGUUGGCAGUGGCGGCGGUGGCGGCGAUGGCACACCACCGGCCCCGUCCGUCGCGCCGUUGCAAAGCCCGAUGGCGAACCUAAUGUCGAUCACCGAAACCCUACCGCCCGGCAGCCCCCGGAAUGGGCCAAGCCCGCCGGGUCCGCCGCCACCGCGGACAGCUUCCCGUGGCUCACAGCACUCGCCGAACAGUUCCGGCUCCUCCAGUGGACGAAGAUCUUCCGGCUCUAGGCACGUGUCCAGCACGACCGUUACCUCGUCGGAAGCGCAGCAACCGAACUCGUCCCUGCCGGGCAGCGGCGGAUCGACGACACCGAACGGGGGCAGCGCGGGCGGCCCGAACGGAGGCAACGCGGGCACCCCGCCCGUACCGAUGGGUCCGCUCGGCCCCGGUCAGCAAAUGUCCCAGCAAGUACCUCCACCACCGCCCCAGUCACAGUCGCAAUCGCAACCGGGCGGACCGCCGGACGGUGUCCCUCCCGGUCUCGGUGGCAGUGCCGGUCCCGGCCCGAACCCGGCCGGUCCGAAUGCAAGCCCCGCACCGCCCGGUAGCGCCGGACCACCCGGCAGCGGCAACGGUGGACCACCGGGCAGUGGUGGGGCGGGUGGGCCGCCCGGUAGUGGAGGCCCCGGUGGGCUUCCGCCGCCGCCGCCCGGUUCGGGUGCGAGCAACGCACCACCGGGCACGGGUGGACCGCCGCCGGCACCGGCCCCGAACCCGACGCUCAAGUGCACUCUGUGCCAGGAGCGGCUCGAGGAUACGCACUUCGUGCAGUGUCCGUCGGUUGGACACCACAAGUUCUGCUUCCCCUGCAGCCGGGAGAGCAUCAAGCGACAGGGCUCCGGUGCGGAAGUGUACUGUCCGAGUGGGGAAAAGUGUCCGCUCGCCAACUCGACGAUACCGUGGGCGUUCAUGCAGGGCGAAAUUGCGACCAUUUUGGGCGAAGAGCUGAAGGUAAAGAAGGAGCGCGAAACGUAGAGAAGUCGGUACACCGUUGCCAACAGUGUCGCUGUUCCGGCGUGCACGGGAAGAUACACCACAAACACCAACGCCACCACGACCACCAGCACAAAUGGUGGUGGCAGCAGGAGCAGCAGCAGCGGCAGCAGCGGCGGCGGCGGCGGUUCCAUGUCUGUGGAAGGUGAACCGGUGCCAUCGGUUGCGGUGGGCCCGGCUGGCCGCUAUCACCCAUCGGUCGACGAUGCGUACGAUGACGACGACGACGAGGAUGAGGACGAUGAGGAUGCGGUGCAUAUUUGCGAGGACGAUGAUGCAGCGGAUGUGCGAAGCAUCGUGCGCGAAGAUAGGGAAUCACCGGGCGAAGAGUCGAACCUUGCUUACCAGCGUCCGAUAGCCGGACGCGGUUACUCUGGUGGCGGAAGAGCCGAUAACGACCAUCCGGCGGUACGAUCACACCCGAUCGAAACCGCUCAGCAGCGGCAGCAGCAAUCAUGGGACACGGAUUUCUAUCAACAAUCGCCGCAACCACAGCCGCCCUCGAUUCCUCAGCAACGCUACGAUCGUCAGCUCCGAUCGCAUCGACAUCUGCGCCAUCAACACCAUCACCAGCAGCAGCAUCAUCGUUGAAACCGUGCUGUGCGUUCCUUCACUUGUGAUGUGUGUGUGUGCCCCGGCCGGCUGAUGAUGAUGACUUCACCCGGGCACCAAGGCCUACAGUGCUAAAUUAUGUUGGACAACGGAAUGUGUGCAAACAAGGCAAACGAGACAAGCGCGGUGGUGAAUGUGGCACGGAAGCGUAUUUGCUCGCUUGGUUUUAUAAAAACCAAACGAACACCUUCCGCACACACACAAACACGCGCGCAACACGCUGUGUUGGAGAUUGUAGAUAGAGUGGUUUGGAGAAGGAUGUACGCUCCCCAGCGCUGGCGGAGCAGAAAUCUGUUUGGUAGUUUUUAAUGGAACUCGUUUUUAAAUUGUUCUGUGGGCGUACGCGCACUCACACAAAAAAAAACAACAGAAUACAACCCCAAGGAGAGGAGAACGUUGGUGAGGAGGGGAUACGUAGGAUCCGGGAAUGGAUGAUCGAAAUUUGUACAUAGAUUUUUGAACAUUUGGAACUACACGCACAUCAAGUGUGUGUGUGUGUUUGUGUAUAGUAUCCGAUCGACUGAUCGAUUGAUCGAUCCGUCUCGAUGAAGUUAGUAGGGAUUAUAAGGAUGCUCCGUUUCACAACUGCGUUUGGAUAGCAAUUAACACAGUUACAAUCAACCGGAAUAGAGAGAGCACGUUUCUUUCCGCUCAACAACAACAGCACCAACAAUAGCACCAACAACGCGCCAUAAACCACCGACACACACACACAACAAGCAUUCAAAAAUCCAUGUUUUUGUGGUAAUUUUUGGUUUUGCUGUGCGUGUGUUGGUGUGUUGGGUGUAGUGGUGAUGAUGGAUCGUUGGUUUUGUCUUCGUUCCUGCAAGAGUACAACGGGGGUAAUGGUUUUUCUUGUUUUAAGAUAGAGCAAACACACGACCGAAGGCGUUCUUCGUGCUCGUGUGUCAGUAAAGCUUACACAACAGCAGUAGCUUGUGUUUUGUGCAACACGUGUAAACACAAGCGGCACUUUAAACAGCUACCCUCUCUUCCUGCUGUGUGUGUGUGUGUAAUAAUAUUAUAAUAACACACCACACCCUGUACAAUUGUUGAAGUUUACACACCUUUUCGUUUUUUAAACUGUUAUAUGGGCCUUUCUUUCUUGUGUGUGUGUCUGUGUCGCACAAAGUCUUGUAGAAUUGGUGGCAUUCAAAAGCUAAAACUACUUCUUCCUGGGUUUGAAAACACAACAUACAGCAAGAAGCUGCAUUGUACCGGGAUCAAAAGCUAUUCAUUUGCUUCUUCUCUUUGGAUGUUGCAGAGGCGUUUUGAAUCGAUGUAAAGUUUGUGCAAGUGUGUAAAUGUAAAGCCGCUACACCACCAACUUACUUUCGUUUCGAAGCGUUUCGUCAUGAGCUGCUUCGCUAAUGCCAUAAUGAAAGGAAUGCCACACAAUGAUUGGAAAAUGGAGAGAGUGAGAGAGCAAAAACCUUAUCCAGAACUAGGAAUCGCUUCAGCCCGCGGAGAAGAAAGGGUUACGCUAUGCGACAUGGAAGCAGAGCAGAGGAUUGGAUACACAGAAGCUAUAACUCGAUUUUUGAGAGUUUACUAUAAGUUUGAGCAUGCUUUAGAGUUGCAAUUUUAUACACAUACGCAUAAGUACACACGGAUGCAUUCGUACGGCAAACUUUUGUACAAUGUAAGGAGCAGAAAACGAGGAGGAACGUUUAAUUAAGCCGCAGUUGUGGGGGGGGGGGAAUUUUUAAUUUUAUUACUAUGUACGUAUUUAUAACCGUAGUUUGUGACGAAUGAACGUUUAUUUAAUGUUUUGAUUUCGCGAUGAAAGAGUAGGAGUAACACAAAUACACAGUUUCUUCCGUUUUUUUUUUAGAUUUUAAAAUCCCGUUUUGUGGUGUCCUCCGUUUGUUUGUUGUUUUUUUGUACAUAUAUGCGCUAAGGUAAAAAACACAAAGGGGUAGCAGAAGAAAGAUAUAGUACAGUAGCUUGAGGAUAAGAAUAUUUCUUUGUAAAACAUUGUAAUGUACUGUUUCUUUACCUUUUUUUUUCUUCUUUUAAACAAACAGUUUAGUUUCCGAUUAUAUUCUGCGAAAAAGAAUUCUAAUUGCAUUGUACACAAACACACGUGCGCCAGCAGAAAUGGGCGGAAGAAGGAGAAAGUAAAUAAAUAAAAAAAAAAAACAGGAACGCAGAAAGCACUUUAAGAGCAAGGAGAGAGGGAGCGAGAGAAGAUGCGAGAGAAUAAUGGAAUACAAUUUUGCAAAUACAGUGAAAAAUAAUACAGUUUUACUUCUGGAAUGA
Molecule: messenger RNA, 6017 nt
Organism: Anopheles merus
Lineage: Eukaryota; Metazoa; Arthropoda; Insecta; Diptera; Culicidae
Product: interferon regulatory factor 2-binding protein-like A
Exons: 5
Coding region: 1320-3125 (601 amino acids)
Biological process (GO): regulation of transcription by RNA polymerase II
Cellular component (GO): nucleus
Molecular function (GO): transcription corepressor activity
Source: RefSeq, a predicted model, not a curated record